Messenger RNA from Mus caroli (Ryukyu mouse), 784 nucleotides. RefSeq lists its product as uncharacterized. Lineage: Eukaryota; Metazoa; Chordata; Mammalia; Rodentia; Muridae. The record is from RefSeq and is a predicted model, not a curated record.
CUGGGUCAUCUCUGAAGAGAUGGCGAAAUUCAUCUCCAGAGCUUCGACGGGCUGCAGGCGGAAGGCGCUGGAAGGGGCUCGGGGCGACCGGGCGGGAGGCUGCGGGCCGAGGAAGACCAGUGGGUACUCGCAGGAACUCGCUCGCCGCCACGACGCGCCCAGCACCUCCGAGCGACUGACCGACCUCCACGCGCGUCCCGAACACACUGCCACCGCCGCUGCCGCUGCCGCUGCCGCCGCGCGCGCUCGCGCCGCACUCCCUCGCACGUCACCACGUGCGCUGCCGCCAACGCCUCCCGGCCGCUUCCGGCUCGGUAGACUGAGCGAAUCACAGGCGAGCUCCCGGGAAGAUCCCGCUCUAAGGCUCCGCCCACGGACAGGGCCCCGCCCACCUCAUAGCUCUUUUCCUCAGCCGCCCCCUCCUUCCUUCUCGGCUCAACUAGGAACUGGUUCCCUCCUGCCUCUUCCACCUGCCCUACCUUCUCCAGAGAUCCGACGUGGCGAUUAGAGUUCUCAGCGUCACACUGACUUCUAGGCAACCAGCCUAGACUGGAGCUGCCUGUUGUGGGAACCCCGCGGCAGUAGUUGGGCAUCAGGCUCUUACCUUGGAGGUGGAGGGGUGAGAAGAAUGGAGGAAGAAGGGAUAAGUCAGAGGAGGGCCUGAACAACUAGCCCCUCUAUUGGCCUGCUUUGGGUGAGCGUUCAGUGAGUGUGUAAAAAAAAAAAAAAAAAAAAUGGUGAAAGAGAGAGUAUCGGUGUACCAUAAAAUGCGUGUUCACUUCUA